GUUUACACUAGAUCUUUUUUCUCUCUCCUCCAAGCUUCUCCCUCCUUUGGUCUCCGACCACCCCUCUCUCUCCUCCGAGCUUUUCCCUCCUUUGGUCAUUGGCUACAAGGGCCACCGCGACGUCUCCGGCGACGAACGUUGCCGCAUCUCCAUUGACACCAACAUCAUCCACGACCCUAUCGUGCUCUUCCUUGACGAACCAACCUCCGGCCUCGACUCCACCAGCGCCUUCAUGGUCGUCAAAGUCCUCGGUGUCUUCAUUGCCAGCGGGGUAAUAUGCUCGGAGGAGAGAGAAAAAAAAAAUCCAUGGAGCGGCAAUUUUUUUCUUCUCCGGAGCGGAUUCUCAGAUCCAUUGAGCAGGCUCAUAUUAUUAAGCCAAAGCCUCUCAGAUCUGCUGUGUCGGCGUGACGGAAAUGAAGUCCUCAAGUCGUCUCUUCACGAUUGGAUUGGUGUCGGCGUGGUACUGCUCCAACAUUGGGGUACUACUCCUCAACUAGUACCUUCUGAACAACUAUGGCUUCAAGUAUCCUAUCUUCCUCCAUGUGCCACAUGAUCACCUGCUCCCUUUUUAGCUAUGUUGUCAUCGCCUGGCUCAAGAUGGUCCCCAUGCAGACCAUUCGCUCCUGCCUCCAGUUCCUCAAGAUCGCCACCCUCAGCCUCGUCUUCUGCAUUUUCAUCGUUUUCGACAAUGUCUCCCUCCGCUACCUUCCGGUGUCUUUCAACCAAGCCGUCGGCACCACCACCCCCUUCUUCACCGUCGUCUUCGCUUAUAUCAUGACCUUCAAGCGUGAGGCCUGGCUCACCUAUCUCACCCUCGUCCCCGUCGUCACCAGUGUCAUCAUUGCCAGCGGGGUAACAUGCUCGAAGGAGAAAAAAAAAUCUCAUAUUUUUUUUAUUUUAUCCAGUGUAAUAUUUUCAUCAUAUCUUAAUCGAUCAUAA
This is a messenger RNA of Glycine soja, 939 nucleotides long. RefSeq names its product probable sugar phosphate/phosphate translocator At3g11320. The record is from RefSeq and is a predicted model, not a curated record. Bases 514 to 939 code for a protein of 141 amino acids. NCBI's taxonomy places the organism in Eukaryota, Viridiplantae, Streptophyta, Magnoliopsida, Fabales, Fabaceae. Gene Ontology annotation, molecular function: antiporter activity. Gene Ontology annotation, cellular component: Golgi apparatus. The transcript has a single exon.